CGGAGCGCCGUCCCAAGAUGGCGGCGUCCAGCGCGAAGUAUCAUCCUCUCACUUUCUGCUGAUAAAAACAGAAAGACUGACAGAUUUAAAACGUCGAAAAACGGCCCGGGACAACACGAACAGCCCAACCGGGACUUUUAAUCACCGAAGUCCGAUGUGUGUCACCGGUUCAGGGUCGGUUUUCGAGUGUUUUUAGGGCACAGCUCGGUGUUCUCCAGCCAUGGCCACCGAAAACAAACUUCAUUUUUGGAGGAGGAACGCAAAGGGUCCCGGAAGGUUUCUCAAAGACACUCCAAAGACAAACGUUGCGAACAUCAAAUCAAAGAAGCCAUCCACAUUCCACGAGUUUGCACGCAGCACUAACGAUGCUUGGGACAUCGAUGAUGAAGAAGACAAUGACUUCUUCGCUCCAGCACACCCCUCUUCCAUUCCCGCACAAUCGCACUCCAAGCCUCAAACGCCUCGUCUCAAAGUGUCCAAGCACUCUACUGACACAGAGCCGCAGCCCCAGCCACUGAACAGACUGGAGCCAGUAAGCACAGAGCUCUGCCAAGAUCAGCUGAAGAUUGACAGUGAGCCCACCAAUGGCAGGGUGGUGAAGUCCAAUAGUGAUGCCCAGCUGAAUAGUAAUACAGUGCGUGGCAUGCUUCAGAAACAGCAGUCUCUCCCCGUACGGCCCGUCAUCCCACUGGUCGCCCGCAUUUCGGACCAGAAUGCGUCAGGAGCUCCACCCAUGACCGUGCGGGAGAAGACCCGGCUGGAUAAGUUCAGACAGUUACUAGCCAGUCCCAACACAGACCUCGAGGACUUGCGGAAGCACAGCUGGUCGGGAAUCCCACGAGAAGUGCGGCCCAUCACUUGGAGACUCUUAUCAGGCUACCUCCCUGCUAAUAUGGAGCGUAGGGAGCAGGUUCUCCAAAGGAAGAGAGAGGAGUAUUUUGGCUUCAUUGAACAGUAUUACCACUCCAGAACAGAUGAGCACCACAGAGACACCUAUAGACAGAUCCACAUUGACAUCCCCAGGACAAAUCCACUUAUCCCAUUGUUCCAGCAGCCACUAGUGCAGGAGGUGUUUGAAAGGAUUCUGUUUAUCUGGGCCAUCCGGCAUCCAGCUAGCGGCUACGUUCAGGGCAUCAAUGACCUUGUCACGCCGUUCUUCGUUGUCUUCCUCUCUGAGUUUGUGGAGGAGGACGUGGAGAACUUUGAAAUGGCCGCCCUGCCUCUGGAAACACAGCGUAACAUCGAAGCCGACAGCUUCUGGUGUAUGAGCAAGCUUCUGGAUGGAAUACAGGAUAACUACACAUUUGCUCAGCCUGGCAUUCAGACCAAAGUGAAGGCUCUGGAGGAGCUCGUCAGCAGGAUAGACGAGGAUGUCCACCUUCACUUUAAGAAGUGUGAGGUGGAGUACCUGCAGUUUGCCUUCCGCUGGAUGAACAACCUGCUGAUGAGGGAGCUGCCGCUGCGCUGCACCAUCCGUCUGUGGGACACCUACCAGGCGGAGUCGGAGGGUUUCUCUCACUUCCACCUGUACGUCUGUGCGGCCUUCCUCAUCAAGUGGCGCAAAGAGAUCCUCUCCAUGUCAGACUUUCAGGGCCUGCUAAUGCUUCUGCAGAACUUACCCACAAUACACUGGGGCAACGAGGAGGUGGGCUUACUCCUGGCUGAAGCCUACAGGCUCAAAUACAUGUUUGCAGAUGCUCCCAGCCACUACAAAAGAUAAGGGUGUCCUGACUCACAGACAAACACAACCAUGACUCCCACACUAUCUCUGUCUCUCAGUCUAGAGGCAUUUCCUUAAUCUCCUGUUAUGUUCGCCGAGGCUGACGGGGAACACCAUGCUGCUGGGACGGCCAAAAAAAAACGAGAUCCUGAACAAAGUUCCCCUGCUGCAGCGCUGAUAGGCUUCGCUUUCAGCAGAUAAAGACUCAACACCACGUCUGAGAAGUUUUUUUGUGAAUCUUUUAUGAAACUAAUAACAAGACUGAGAAGGAAGCGGAACAGCUUCUCAGACGCUUUAUGAAAAAUGUUUUUAUUGCGUUUUAUUUUUUUAAUAACUUCUUGCAUUGUAUCUCCUUGCGCUCUUGAUUUCUCUAAAAUGGAGCAUCCACUCUUCCUUUUUUCAUACAACAAGUGAUCCCUUUUCUUUUUGGUCUCUGUGAGUGGCGUCUGUCUGCUGUGCUUGCUUCUUCCAUUGCUCUGUUGACUGGACCACAGCAGCAUCGGCUCCAUUCAUCUCCGAAGACAUCAGUGCAGCUGUUACUGCAGUGCUGUGAUAAAGGAAGGAAACUACAGCAGCCAAUCAGGGUCACUUGUGAUGAGAUGCAGCGGUACAUGUCUGUUGUCCCGUAAUAGAGUCGAGCGCGUUUUCAGCUCCACGCUUGUAGAAGACUGUGAAUUUUAACAAUCAAGGACGACGUCCUACUUUCUGAAGGUGGCCUAGCUUCAAGUGAAGCCCCCACAUAUUGCACAAAAAGGAGUUAAAGAUUAAAACAUGGGUACUUUUUUCCGCAGUAGCGGAGUUAACUACUGAGGCGAUGUUGCAAAGACAGCUUCACACUGAAGUGAAAUAUUAAUAAUAAGGUUCGUAGUGAGUGAAUCAGUCUAAUACGAGGGACUGUCUUUGCACCAGUUGUGGAAAAAAAAAACUACUGAGUCAGUAAUGCAAACUGAACUGUGUGGAUGUGGAAAAUUCUUGUGCAGCACAAAUAGUCUGCUUUCUCUUUGUUAAUGCCCUAAAAACUGCUAGUCGUCCUGUUAUGCUGAUCCCGGACCAGUUUUACGUUUGUCAUUAUUGGAGCACAUAGAAACUGAUCCCAGAUCUGCAUAAAAACAAUGAUGCUUUCUGUUGCUUUCUCUCUUUUUUGGGGGGGAGAAAUGAGUUUCCUACAAGGAGGUGCACAUGAAAACCCUUCUGAGCUGGAUAAUGACAUUGGAUGCUUUGAAAUUUUCAGUGUAGGACAAAGUGACCAAGUUGUAGCAUCUAUGCUGUUUUCAUUGUUGCCGAGCAAGAAAGCGAAAAGAAGUGACCAAGUACUAUUAUAAAUAUAUACAGUUUUAUUUCUGUUACUUUAGUGUACAGAAGCUCAAAGUAGAGCAAAAGUAACGCUUCACUUUACAGUCCCUUAAGUUUGAGGUAUUAACAGGUGAUUAUUUUGGGUACCAUGAUGGUAAAUUCCAAGACAGUCUUACUAAAUUACACUGAAAAGCCCAGCAGGUUUAGCUAUUAAACAAAACAUAUUCAAAGAACAUAUUCAUAAUUUAAGACAAGACAUUACAAGUGAACAGAGUAACUUUUGAAAACAAUAGAUAUCAUAGUGAAUGUAUUUUUUUGUGUUAAACAUUUUACAAACAUACAUUUAGAUAUGCAAAUAAGACUAUCUAUUUAAAUAUGCAUACUUACAUGGAUCAUUUGUGUGAAUGUCAUCAUCAGUUCAAAGGAAACAUUCUACAGAAAACAAACUUUUCAGUGAUAUAUGAUGCAACAUGGUUGUGCCGUUUGCGGGCGGAGCUAAUCCUUCAUUAAAGGUGCUAACUUUUGGAAAAUAAAGUUAGAUACAAAGUUGCUAAAUGCACUGAAAUAAAUGUAUUUCUGUUGAGUUUUGACAUUUUUUUAUUGAUUACAGUUUAAGAGAAAAUCCAAAAAUCUGAAAAAUGAUUGUUGGGCCAAAAUCAUGAUUUUCUGCUUGUAUUGCCGUGACUUCAUAAUAUGCACAUCGUUUCACUGUAAUGUCACAAGUUUAAGCAAGAAAGUUAAUCGUAAAAAUCUAAGUAAUUGGGAAGGAGCCAGUGGCACCAUACUAAGAAUCAAUUUGUUCACGUUCAGUUUAGUUUCUAGGUUAUAGAAUGCGUACUCUAUAGGACACUUCACUUUCACACGCCAAGACAAGGCGUUUUCACACUUGUCUCAAAUAUUUGAGUCUGCACUGAAGACCGAUUCUGGGCUCGUUUGGAGGAGGGGCUCAUCAUUGCUUUCACACUCAAGAAUUCUAUCCAAACCAGGAAUCUGUUGCAUAAUUCCAUACGUCACUUUUCUGCAUGCAGGUUUGCAAAAUGGUAGGCUCUAGCCUCACCCGUUUGCUGCUUUUUACCGUUUUCCUUGGGUACAAACACUCAAGCGGCACAGAACAGCAUUUUUAAGCUUAAAAACAGCUUUCACACUUAAUCAAAUGUGCCGAACUCUUAAAGCAAGCUUACCUGGGUUCGGAAAAAGGCCGUAGUGUGAAAAUGUCCCUAGGCUAUGUUCGUAUUGCUAGGCUAAAGUUGCACAAAUCAGAAUUUUUUAAUUUUUUUUAAUUUUUAUUAUUUUAUUUUUUUUUAAAGAGUUGUGUGGACAAACAAAUCUGAUCUUUUCAAAUCAGAUCUGAGCCACUUUGGCUGUGUUCAGACUGCAGGCAAAUCGGAUUUGUUUCUCAAAUGAGAUCUUUUGAGACAACUGUCCACACUGUUAUUAUAUAUAUAUUAAAUAUAUCAGAUUGGAUAUCCAGACGUCACCAACCUAUCUGCAUGGGUUUCUUCGGUAACGGCGGGCAGUCUGGCCUUUCAUAUGUGGUCCUAUAUUGGAUACAUAUCCGAUUUGUGGCAACGUUAAUGAGAACACUCAG
Colossoma macropomum (tambaqui) is the source of this 4601-nucleotide messenger RNA. RefSeq names its product TBC1 domain family, member 22B (gene tbc1d22b). The transcript is spliced from 12 exons. The record is from RefSeq and is a predicted model, not a curated record. Gene Ontology annotation, molecular function: GTPase activator activity. The coding region runs from base 221 to 1720 and encodes 499 amino acids. NCBI's taxonomy places the organism in Eukaryota, Metazoa, Chordata, Actinopteri, Characiformes, Serrasalmidae. Gene Ontology annotation, biological process: activation of GTPase activity.